Molecule: messenger RNA, 12103 nt
Organism: Labeo rohita (rohu)
Lineage: Eukaryota; Metazoa; Chordata; Actinopteri; Cypriniformes; Cyprinidae
Exons: 4
Coding region: 407-6277 (1956 amino acids)
Biological process (GO): positive regulation of blood vessel endothelial cell proliferation involved in sprouting angiogenesis
Cellular component (GO): adherens junction; ruffle membrane
Source: RefSeq, a predicted model, not a curated record
GCUCCGCAUUAGUGCUGGCGUACCGAGCUCCACUAAAUGUCAAAUCAAGCAGCAAUUUCACGCGCGUCUGACGUCAACAAGGGCGAAGGAAAAUAAACUUCGCGCACACUUCGGGAGAAACCAUUUUCGCCAACGCCGUUUUUUUCUCCUUCCGCGUAGAGAGGAGGAGAGCCCGCUGAUAUAGGCAUGCUCAGCUGAAGCGUCCUGCAGCCUCUGACGCUGGGCGCAGGCGAACUGCGACGGCCGCGCCAAACGAGCUCCAGUGAUGGCCUCUGCUGAGCAGCUGUGUCCCCGCCUGCUGCACCAGCACUGCCCAUAGGCCACACACACACACACACUUACACACGCCUUUGGGCUCCCUUUCCAACUCUGUCCAUACACACACACACACACACACACACACAUCAUGUACAGUGUGGAGGACCUGCUGAUCUCUCAUGGAUACAAACUGCCCAGGAGCGGCCCUGCCUCCUCCUCUUCCUCUGCGCCUUAUGACAAUCGAAACAACGAAUGUCGUCGUGAUAAUGUAGAGAACCGGCCUGCUGGAGGUGGAGGUGGUGGAGGAACUCUGAAUGGAUUUGGGACAACGGAGGGGGGAGCAGAAGCAGGCACGGGGGUGUACAGGCCGGCGCCCGUGAAAGCUUACCCAGAGAACAACAACAACAUUAAUGAGGGCCAUGAAAGAAUUCAGCGGAGAUUGGAGGUGCCUGUUGCUUUUCUUGGUGACCUGCAACCUCUGGGUGACUCUCUAGCUACGGACAGUGGGUUCUAUGAUGCUCCCAGCCUGACGUUCUCGGAACAUGCAGAUGAGCGAGAUAUUUCAUUCUGGAGAAGGAGGGGGCAGGACUUCAGUGCUCUAUUGGACUAUGCUGAUCCCAGGGAACUCAGAGUGUCUGGAGGAUUGUGGCGAGGUCCAGUAUUAGCUGUUGAGGAGCUGAGGGCUGAGAGGCCACUGGCACGCUGGGAGGAAGGCCCAUGGAUACGGGAACCUAUAGACUCAGGCCCAGAGACUCUACGUGUGACUGGAGAGAGAAAAUGCCAGAGCCUGGGAACAGAGGAGUGGCGCCCUGCAGUGGGCUUGGGCCGGCAACUUUCAGAUGGGGAGGCUGAACAUUGGUCUCAGGAGCAGCAACACCGUCUGCGACCAGCAGAGGGCAAUGUGUCCGCCACAGUGCGAGCCAAGUCCCAGUCGCUCCCUCGAGUUCUUUCCCCAGAAGAUCCCCACUAUGGAGAACUGCCUCAAACUGGUGCCCCAAAUCACCCCCCUACACAAAGAAGCAGCAGCUCUGCUCCAUAUGGUCGAUACCACAGUGAAUGGCCAGCAGGGGAAAGGUGGAGUGGUCAGACGCAAAGUCAUGCUCCUUCUGCAGUUGUACCAAAGCCACGGUUCAGCCGCCCUGUCAAGCCCCCGUCCUAUGAGACUCACCAGCAAAACAGGGGGAGCUGGGAAACGUUGUCCUCUGAACCUGUGUCCAAACCCAGAGACCGCUCAGUGUGCUUCUCUCAGAGUUUUGAACCACUCAGAGACCGGUCUGGUUGUUAUUCUCAGAGUGCAGAGCCUCUAAGAGAUCGGUCCAUUUGCUUUUCACAGAGUGCAGAACCAAUUCGAGACCGCAUGCUGAGCCACUCUCAAAGUGCUGAACCACUAAGAGACAGAUUUGUCAGUCAUUCACAGAGUGCGGAACUACUGCGCGAUCGUUUUUUCAGCCACUCGCAUAGUGCCGACCUUUUACGGGACCGAUCCCUUUGUUACUCUCAGAGCUCAGAACUGCUACGAGACCGGUCCAUUUGUUACUCCCAAAGUGCAGAGCUCCUGAGACCAGAAUCAUAUAGGACAGAUCUAUUUUACCAUGAACUGACUGGUAUGGAGCCCCCUGGUUACAUCCCACCCCCUUCCUACAGGAGAUUCCUGCCACCCAGGAGUGGACAGAACUACCGAGCGGAUUCUGCUCUUGUAAGAUGGAAACGUGAGCCUGUGAGUGCGGAGAUGGGCCAGUGGUUUUCCAGGACUUCAGGAUUGUCAUGGUCAGAACGACGUGAAGACAGGAGCAUGGCAGUAGUUCCAAGAAGGCCUGUGCAUCCAGGGCCUGUCGUACCUAGCCGUCCAGGACUUGUGCAGUAUGUCCCAUUUGAAGACCCGCGUAUCAGGCACGUCUCAGGGGGGCCCUGUGGAAACUCGCUCACAGACGCGGACAAGAUCCGACAUGUCAACAAAGAGCUUCCCUGCGCUGCAACUUUAGGACAAUCCACACAUGAUAGUGCCUUUCUCCCUUCACAGGGACCGAGUCUUAGCACGGACACCAACAAACCGGCUCUAACUGAACAGGAGAACACUAACCGCUGGCACAAGGGGAUGAACAAAGGCAGUGAAACUGUAGCACCUGACCAGAGCUGUGCCAAGUACCCCCCAGCCUUUCAGCUCAGACCCCUACAACCAAUCAUUAAAACAGACAGAAAUACAGAUCAACAGACUAGAGCAGACAGAAUCACUGACCCAGCCAAGGUUGAGAGAGUAAUAGAGCCGGUCAAACUUGAGAGAGGUGCUGAACAGACAAAAACAGACCAAGUCAAAGUAACAGAGCAAGUGAAACCAGAUCGAGGUACAGACCUGAUCAAAUUAGAUAAGCCUACAGAACAAGUAAAGCCAGACAGGUUUACAGACAAACAAGUCAAGGUGGAAAGAUUAACUGACCAGAUACAAGUAGACAGAAUCCCAGAUCAAGUCAAAGCCGACAGGUAUACGGACAAACAAAUUAAGCCUGAGGUCAAGGCAGAGAAAAUCCCUGAAAAGCCCAUAAAAGCAGACAGAAUUUCAGACAAGCAAAGUAAAGCUGAACGACUCUUAGAGAAGCACUUGAAGAUCGAUAGAAUUUUAGAAAAACAACUUAAAGCAGAUAAACUGUUAGAAAAACAGUGUAAAUCUACAGACAAGUUGAUUAAGGGUGACAAGCAGGCUAAAGGAGAUAGCAGUACAGACCAGAUCAAAUCUGAGAAGAUCACUGACAAGUCUGGAAAGGCUGACAAAUCCAUGGAUAAAGGUUCUUCAGAGAGUGUUUCAACUGUGAAGACAGAACCAGUCCAGGAACCCGAGAAAAAGAGCGUGAAAAAGAAACUCAGUGAGACUAUCUUCUGCCUUGUCUCUGUGCCACUUUCGCAGUCCAGUGCAAAAUCUCGAGAUCAAAACAACAACGAAGAGAAAGAACCAGACUCUCCUCCAAUUCCUCCUCCUCCUCCACCAAGUUCCUCCAGCGAAAACAGCAACACCCUCGGCUCCCUGCCAAACCAAAGCCUCAAAAGCACAUCCACCACCUCCACUGACUUAGAGCUACAAGCACUCACACUUGGCAGUGGGACCAGUAGCAUAGCCACAAGGAGAGCUCAUCGCAGAAGGAACUCACGCUCUAGGAUCAUUAAGCCAAAUCCACAUGAUGAGCUCAGACGGUAUUCUGGGGCUUGGCCAGGGGACCAGUACCGUGAUCAGGAGACCCAAACGAGCCCUGAGCCCACAAAGAGCAAUGCAAUUCAAGGCCCCGCCAAUACAGAAGCACAAGAUGCUCCUGCUGCCCCAGAGGUAACAGCUCCUGCUGAGACUACAUCGGUGGCUCCAGGGGCUGCCCCAGGGGCCAUUGGGACUUCGUCAGCUCCACCGGCUCCAUCGGUUCCAUCGGUUCCAUCAGUUCCACCAACCCCAGCAGCUCCACCAGCUUCAGGAGCUCCUGACCCCAGCACCCCUUACGGGUAUCCCAUGAAGGGCCAGAAAAGCCUAAAACCAUCCAGCAACAGUGCUUUUUCACGGACAGGUACCUUCUCCAAGAGCACAGGUUCUCACAGACCUCCAUUACAUCCCCCGCCACACCCUCCACCCCCACCUCCAAACCAACCUCCAUCUCAACCUCCUCCUCCUCCACCAACACAGCCCCCGGCUCAGUCCCCACCAUCAGAUCUGACUGAAGAAGCAAAGUCAGCCACAGGUCCAAACCCAGAUUCAUUUGGCCAGUUCUUGCUGAAGCCAGUGAGCCGACGGCCGUGGGAUGCCAUCGAGGAUCUUGAGACCAUCAAUAAAGAGGCGCAAGACCAAGCAGGUAAACGCCCCAGCGUGGACCAGUGCAUUGAGGAUCUUAAUGAGGCCUACAAGGAUAUCCUGGAGCUCAGCACUGCCAGCAAUAACCUUCCCAACCGCUCCUCCAUGCAAAUCCCUGACCGCAUCAAGUCCAGGUUAUCUUCAGAGCCACUUGGAAUUCCUGCAACUGCUCUUCGGCCAAGCUUGGUGCCAGGAAGUGACCCAGAAUACCGGGAGGUGAAGAGUGCCUUUUCCCGACCAUCAACUGGGAAGAGUGUGAGCUUCAGCAAACAGCUGAGAGAGGAGAUUUGUCCUGCUCCUCCCCCACCAGAACCGGGCUUCAGAGAUUACAAAACAGUCAUGUCCCAGAUAACCCAACGCAAAGCCUGCAGAUCAGUGAAGCUGGAUAUUCCAGCUCCCAAAGAGACCCAAAGAGAUGAUGAUUUGACUGCACAAACCUCCUCCACCUCUUCCAUGUCAGCCGAGGUCCCGUGGGCAGACAGACAACCCAUGCAAGAUGCGUCCACUCUAACCAGCCCCCCAGACUAUGAGCACAUCUGUCAAACUCUCCAAAUGGCCCGUGAAUCUGGUGCUGUUAGCCGAGCUUCUAUAAAAUCCAAACCGGGAAGUGCCAUGAGUAUUGAAACCCCACAGCAUGUGCCCAUACCUGGUAGGCCUCCUGUAGACUCUGAGCAGCCAUGUUGUUCUUCAGCAUUAGAAGGGAGACAGGAGCCAAUGCCAUUAUUCAGGGAGGAAAGGAGCUCAGGCUUUAGAAGGGUAACAAGCCACACUAACAGGUUCCUUAAUAACAGGGGUGUGCUCUGUAGCCUUGCAACCGGAAAGCCUGUCGGUGACAAAGCAGGUUUAGAGGCUAACCCAGAGGUACCUGCUGACUGGCAGAUGCAGCUUUCAUUAGCUGAAAAGCAUAUUGCUACUCUGAUCACAGGAGAGGGUUCAGCAGAGAACUUUGAUGAGUCAAACAAGGUUAAAGGUGAUCAAGACAUUCCUGGCAGUGAGUCAGUUGAGAAUGAAGUGAGCAACAUUUUAGCCGCUGAAAUGAAAGACGAUCCUGCCAAUGCUGAGCAGAAACAUUCUGAAGUAAAAAAGACAGAAACAGAGCCAACAGAGAGACCUGAAAGCCAACAACCUGAAGUGACAGAGAAAGUGAAUGAAGAGGAAACUUCUAGGGAAAUGGUGCAAACAGAGCCAGAGAAAUGCGAGCAGAAAGACCUUGUUACUGAAGGAACAGAGCAAAGUAAUGAUACAACCUCAGAGGCAAAGAAAGAACCAAAUGUGAUCUUGAGGGCAAAUAAGGCUGCAAUGUGGACUCAUUCAGGUUUAGAUUCAGAGCUACGUCCUGAAUUUCCACCAGAUCACCUUCCCCUUUCUGUACUUCCUACCACGAAUCGUAGAUUAUCUCUAGGGUUGGAUUGGGAGAGGGCUGGGUGGGAAGGGGAAAGUUUGGGCCAAGGUGGAUUCUGGUCCAGAGAGAGGCGGUCCCUUGAUGCAGAGAGAUGGGGUAUUGGUGGAGAGAGAUGGGAUUUAGACAAUGACAGACAGGAAGGAGGUGGUGAAAAACGGGGUCUGGGGGGUUGGCGUGGGUGUGGGAUUGAUGGGCAAGGCACAGAUGAUUCAGACUGGGAAUUAGAUAAAAAUACCCAAGACACUGGCGAAAAAGAGGCAGAUUCAGACACAAAACAGAAAACACUUAAGCCUGAGCAGGGUCUCGAUGAAGAUCACAGCAGUCCAGUCUCUAGCACUGAUCAAAUGGAAAGACAUAAAAAACAAGUUGUUGUUAGCCAAGGCAUUGAUAAGGGCCGGAGUCAAGGUCCAGGUGAAGUUCAGGUGUCAAGUGUAGAUAGACGGAGCCGUGGACUUUCCCAAAGAAUAGAGGCUCUUUUUACAGCCCCGCCCGGGCAUGGCUCAGAGGAGAGACUUGCCCGCAUGAGAGAGGUGGACACUGUCUCACGAAUGAGACGCCUUAGCCUCCGUAGCUCAGACUCUUGGGAUGGACUACAUGGGGUGGGAAGGUGGGGAGAGUAUGGAUGGGAAGAGGAUUGCCCCCUUCCUGGGCCGCAGGAUUCUUCAAACAUUGCAAAGGCAGGGGAUAAAGAAGGCAGUGCCCACCCUGCAGUCACCAGUGAAACUAAAGAAACAAAAGACGACCAGGCAACCCUAAAAGAGUCACAGGAGCCCAGCCAGGUGGAGAGGUCGUAGCUGAACCCUAGAGGUCAUGGGUCAUCCAACUAAGGGCCAGCCUCCAGCACUGUGACCUGGCUGUCUGUUAAAUGCCUUCAUCCUCAUAUGCUAUUGAAACAUCCUCAGACAUUGACACACACAUAUACACACAUAUAUACACAACAUUAGACACAAACACACUGAGCGAUGCAUCUCUCUCUAAUACACACGUCUGUGCAUUAACACACACAAACUGACACACAAACACUCAAAGUCAUUGUCAUGUAUGCAGACGCUCACGUGCAUUCAGAACACAUUUAAACACCUCACCACACUGAGACAUCUGAAAUGGCCUUCUACUCCGACAAGAGCAUUGUGUAUCAACUCCACUCCACGCCCACUCAGUUCCAGCUCUGCUGGCUUUCUAAGUGUUGCUGUUCCACUGCCAGAAGGAGGUUCCCAACAAUGCCCCACCCCCCUUCAUUGGUUCUUUAAAGUUCUCAUCAUGCCCCAUUUUUUAUUAAUUUCUUGCCCUUGUCAUACAUCGUUCCCCUGCAAUUUCUGUAAAAGUUGGUUCGUUGGACUUUAUCUGGUGCGUUACUCAGAAAAAAACAACAUACUGUCUUUUGUAAAAGAAAAAAAUAUUGACUGUUUAAAAGGUAUUACAGAACAAUCGAUGAAGUUUAAAACCAGCUACAAUCUCUUAUACGUCCUACCCCUUGCAAACAACCUCAUAACCUCAAAUCAUCCUCACAACUUUCCUUCCUCGCAUCUUUGCAUGUUCCUUCCCUCAAUCAAUUUUUUAAAAGACCUAAGUCUUCUCAUUAACCUGUCAUUACACUAACCUUGUGUACAUAUUAUUCAUUUCUCCUUCGUCUAGACAGUGUUAUCUCUGCGCACCAAUGUUUUGCUAAUAACUGGCAAUAUAGCUGUUUGUGUAAGUCCUCAUGACACUUACAAUAUCAUCCCACCGGAAUUAACAACGUCCUGUCUCUUUAUUCAAGGUCUUGUGCUACACUUCUUAAUUAGUAUGACCACAAUUGAUUUACACCUUAACCACUCCUUAUUUAUUGAGUUAAUGAUGUCUCCCAACUCACUGAUAUCAUCCCACACUUAGCAUACACUCUUAAAAAUAAAGGUUCUUUAUUGAUAUCAAUAGUUCCAUGAAGAACCUUUACCAUCCAUGGAACUUUUACAUUCUUUAGAUUUUUUAAAUGUUCGUCACACUAUAAAAUAAUGGUUCUUUUAAGAACUGUUCCAAAAUGUACCAAAUGUUUCUUUUAUGGCAUUGCUGCAGAAACCCCCUUUUCGAACUUAUAUUUUUAAGAGUGUGCAUUUGUGUUCUAGCAUUCUUGCUGAAAUGCACUGCUUUAAUUCUGCACUUUAAGCUAACCAUAUCAUAAUACCAUGUCCUAACCAUGUGCGUUUACAGUAUACUUGCAAGGUUUUAAUUUUUCAUAUUUCACCCCAAAAUCAAAUGAAAAAAAAGUUAUUGGUAAAAAAUCAAUCCGUACACACUUGCACCGCCAACUUAAAUUCUGGCAAUAGAGACGGUAAAAGUGGGUGGGUUCAAUAUCAUUGGUCUUCAAAAGUGGAUGGGUCCUGUCCCACCCACAUUCAAUGGUUCCGACGCCCAUGCACAAUACAUUACAAUAACAGCAAUGAGAAAAAAAAAAAAAUGAACAGUUCAGUGCAAUAGCUAUAUGUACGAAUAUGACCAGUUAUUUGUGCCGUCAUCACCCGGAUGUUGAUAGUGUGCAUGCACAUUUGCGUUACCCAAAGUCAUUGCUGGCUAACUAUGGUAGUAAGUUCAAUUGAACUCUUUUGGUAAUGACGAAACUUGCGACCAUAGUUGUUUUUUGCAUCUCUGAACAGCACACAUUGCUAACUGUGUUUAAACAUUGCCAGUUUAAACAUUCAAGAGCCUGUGAGAAGAUUUGUGUCUGCGCUCAUCCGAAGCGCGCAAACCCGCGUCUCAUAGCACGGAGAUAAAUUGAAUUCUCUUUCAAGUCUUGUGCUUGAAUGGACAUAUUCACACACAAAUUAUCUCAACAUACCCAUCUUGAUGACUAUCCUAGCAGACAUAAGCUGCGUUUCUACUACCCUUCAAAUUGCGCAAAUUGAUCAAUGCUUGUGAUUAUGUUUGAAACGGCUCUCCGUGCUAUAUCUGUAAAGAUACACACAUAUGCCUCCUUCAAUUAAAUGUAGCCAAAAUCACACCAAAAUCUGUUGCCAUGACUUAUCGCGAGAGGAAAAAAAAAUGCUUUAGUCGCAUAACAUCGGUUAAUGGAAACGGCGUUAUUCCGCAAUACUUCUUUAUCUACAUUGAUAAAAUAUUGCCAAAGUUUUGCUCAAAUCUGUAUUGGAAACGCACCUAUAGUCGGAUGAACAUACGGUAUUAGUGUACUGGAACCGUGCUGGAAAAGUGACAGCACUUUUUUAAUAUUAAUCAAACAACAAAGACAAGGUAAACACUGACAGCUCUUGUCUCAGUAGCUUUUGUAACUUUAAUAAGGAUUUAUCUUUAAUUUAUACAGUCAAAAAUGCAAUGUUAAUUUACAUUUGAUGUCUUUAUUCAUUUUCUGUACCUAAAAACUCAUGUUAGGCUUACCUAAAAACCUGAAAAGCUCUGUUAGGCUGAUGAUACACGGAGCAACUUUUUGAGCAAUGUGGCUAGACAACUUUGGGCAAUGUUGUCGUUAGUCUCAGCCUCAGACGUCACUCCCACGGAACAAUGGCUAAACGUCUGAUGCAUAUGGCACACUCAAAGUCGUCAUCGGAUUGGUUAAAUUAUACAGGAUUUCUGGGAGAUGUCUGUGUCGGAUUCUUUAAUGUUCCGCCUGGAAAUAAAGAUCCCCAAGCAAGUCCCCAAGCAACAUUGCUCAAAAAAAAGUUGCCCUGUGUGUCAUCAGCCUAAUUUUAACUUGGUCUAUUGUAUUUAUUUGUGUUGUUGCUUAUAGUUAGAUUAUUUGUUCUUAUUUUCUAUAUUUUUAUUGGACAGUAUAGUCCUGUUUCCCUAAACAUAGCAUGUACUGAAACUGUGAUACAAACUGAACCGUGAAUAAUUUGGACUGUUACACCCUUAGUAGAGAGAGAGAGAUUUUGGGAUGACAUAUGAACUGGCCAUUUCUUCAUAAAAGAAGCCCUUGCUUUUAAUUCUUGUUUAUCUUUAUCACAUCCUACCUGGUUGGGACACGGUAUAAUAACUUUCUCCAUGUUCAAGCAGCACCGUGCAUGAGCCAUCUGAGUCACCCCCUUAAAAUCCACCUCCCAAAUCCAUCAGUCCAUCAAGAAACCAGUCCAUGGGGGCAGCCUCUACCCCAUCCUCCCCAGUGAGUGUCGGUCCCGGCAGCCUUUCCUCUGUCGACAUCAUGGAACUCUCUUGUCGUUUGUUGGAACAUGUGGUCCGCUUGUGGAGUGCUUUCAAAGGGUGCGGUCGCCCCUGUGUCCAAUGUGGUUCUGUUUGAGCAGACAUGAAUGUUUUGUAAACGCUUUUUAUAUUGUUUUUUGACUUUACCAAAACCAGUAUGGCAGUUUUACGAGAACUGUUCUAUUUAUUCCUUUUUGUUUCUUCUUCUUCUUUAUGUUUAUGUGUCACCUGAGCUGUUCUGCUCCAAAUCAGGAGUUCCACGCGAGGCGGUAGAAGACGCUCAAUGGCUCUGAACUGUUUUCAUUUUCCGACGAAUCGAUCAAAGAAACCGUAUCGCUCUUGGUUCGAACCCAUAGUGCCCUAUUACCAGAACUUUUCAGCACACUGUAACGUACGUCCCUGAGUGUGAAGAGCUUUGUAUCGAUUAAAACCAGUGGUGUAAUGCAGGUCAAACGGAGACCUGGGUUGGAUGAGCGUUUCAGUAUUUGAUGUAUCAACUUUAAAAAGCACCUUGUUAAACCUAUUUUUAUCGUGAUUGGAUUCAAAGAGAAUUUUUAGCUAUCGAGUGGCCUUUUUGAAACACACCAGUAACGAUAAGCCUAAGGAGUUACUUUGAAACACCACCAAAACGUUUGAUAUCUCAAGUGUCGAAAUGUGCAUCAUGUUUUGAAUGUUUGUCUGAUAUAUCAAAUACCUUAAAUGAUGUUGUGUGACCCAGGUUUCACGCAGGUGCGACUCCGAAUUAGGGAACUAUUUUCAGGCGAUGCAGACUUUUAAAAAAACAGGGUCCAAACGCGAACACAAAGACGCACGUUAGCUACUGUAAUGUUGCGUGUCUAUACCCUAAACCCUAAACCCCAGGUAACUUCGGGAAGCAAUAAAUGCUCACGAGCGUUUUGGUGAACUAAAGCUAAAUGUGUACAGAUAAUGUUAACGGUUAUAGGUAGAUGGUUGCAAAGUAGAGGACAGCUCUAGAUAUGUAAUGAUUUGGAUUAGUUUAGCUGAAAGAUACUCUAUGGUAAUGUGUGAUAUGUAUGGAACAAUUUUAGGAAAAAUGAAACUUCUAAGAUACCAUAUGCUAUGGAAUGGAGAGAUACUUUAUGACAUCAUAAUGCAUGAAAGCUUGAGCAAUAUUGUCCAACACAGAAGCUCAUUGGCUGUAGAAAAUCUGGGAAGCGGGAUGUACUUGUGUUAAAGCGUCAUCUGUUCAAACGUCACUCACAGAAAAGCGUUUAAAGUUGCGUGCAAGCGUGUGAAUGAGCGUGUGCGCGCGUGCAUGUGUGUGUUCGCUUGCUUUUUCCCUGUCAUAGUGCCAUCCAUGUGAUUUUAAAACCAACAACAACAACAACAAAAAAAGGCAUUUCACUGAAUACUUAUUUUUGUUAUCAUUGAAAUUGUUAACCAGUCUGCAUAAUGUAUAAAAUAAAAGUAUAUUUUAAAUAUUUUAAAAGAUAUUUUGUAUUUAACCAUAAUAAUUAAUUUCUUCGCUCUUGGAUCAAGUUGGCAGUAUUAUGUUGCUGUAUAGAAUGAUAAGAAAAUUCUAUAAUUUUCUAGUGCUUAAAGAAAAUAAAGGAAAAAAAUAAUAAUUUAAAGUGAGAGACCUGCAGCAUGUCCCGUUUUGGCUUCUCGAAGUUUAGGGGCUCUCAUUGUGAACAUUGGACAUGAUGAAUUACAGGAUUUUGCUUUUUGAGCUCGUAGUAAAUGCUGCGGCCCACGGUUGAUAUUUGAUGCUUUGUAUAGUUGUAAUGCUCAUUCGAUUUACAUAAACAUCAAAUAACGAAUUUAGUGGCUCCAUUCACAGCUGCCUAGAAACUUGUUACAGCAAAGUGCAUACAACGAGGAAACUGCAACAUUAAAAGUGACUUUGUUUGAUCUUGAUCUCCGUUCAAAGCUAAAUGUGGCCUUAUUUUAUUUGAGCAUUUGUACGUCUUCCAUUCAGAAUCAUGUACUGUUAUCAUCAUGAGCUCGUUUUUCUAUGAAGAAAUGAAAAAGAAGACAAUAAGUAAACAGUCUUUAGAUCACACGCAGCCAAAUAUUUCUUUCUUUCUUUGCAAGUACGAUAAGCUAACGUUUGGAUCGAAAGUAAGAUGUGUAGCACACUGACAGGAUCUGUUCCCUAUUUCACUGAAAAAGGCCAUAACUGUUAUAUGAUUUCAAGCUGUUUUCAUGAACUAUGUAGCAUUUUUGCCAUUGUAGCAUUCAAUGUGAAAAAGCCACUGAGCCGUACUGUUUUGAUUUUCAUUUGUAACGGGAGUCGUAAUGAUAACACUGUCUGUAUUUGAAAACACAAGCUGUUGCAUUUUCAUGCCAAGAGUGUCAUCGGUUACAUUUUUAAUGCUUAUUUUGUAUCAUUGGACAUUUCUGGAUAUCAUGGUUUGCAUUUGCAUACAUAAUUUUUUGGUUCCAUGUUUGUAAAUGUUUUAGGCAUUUGAAAUGUAAAUAUGUGACAUAAGGAUAAAAAAAAUCAAAUUUAAUAAACAUUUUCUACAAUUUAA